Molecule: messenger RNA, 2066 nt
Organism: Cuculus canorus (common cuckoo)
Lineage: Eukaryota; Metazoa; Chordata; Aves; Cuculiformes; Cuculidae
Gene: ATP6AP2
Product: ATPase H+ transporting accessory protein 2
Exons: 9
Coding region: 77-1165 (362 amino acids)
Biological process (GO): positive regulation of Wnt signaling pathway
Cellular component (GO): external side of plasma membrane; membrane
Molecular function (GO): signaling receptor activity
Source: RefSeq, a predicted model, not a curated record
CCCGUCCGCGCGCGUGGGCGGGGCGCCCAGGACCCCCCAUCAGUCUCGCGGCGGUGGCGGCGGCGGUGCGGUGGGUAUGGGGUGGCGCGGUGGGGCUCCCCGCGCCCCGGGGACGGCGGCAGCAGCUCUGCUGCUGGCAUCAACUCUUCUCGUCGGUGUAUGUGCUGAUGAAUUUAGUGUCUUACGAUCACCUCAAUCGGUUGUUUUUCGAGAUGGAAGUUGGCCCAUUCCCGGCGAGCGGAUCCCAGAUGUGGCUGCAUUAACCAUGGGCUUUUCUGUUGAAGAUGACCUUCCCUGGCCUGGGCUUGGAGUGGGUGAUCUGUUUCACCGACCACGAGCUACUGUGCUGGUAACGGUGAAAGGUGUAGACAAGCUGGCGUUACCUGCUAAAGGGAUUUCUUACCCAAUUGAGAAUGCUGUUCCUUUCAGUCUCGACAGUGUUGCAAAUGCUAUUCAUACUUUGUUCUCUGAGGAAACUCCUGUGGUCUUGCAGCUGGCCCCCAGUGAGGAAAGAGUAUACAUGGUGGGCAAGGCAAACUCCGUAUUUGAAGAUCUUUCUGUCACACUGCGCCAACUGCGAAACCGCUUAUUCCAGGACAACUCCAUUCUCAGCUCCCUUCCUCUCAACUCCCUCAGCAGAAACAGUGAGGCUGACUUGCUUUUUCUGUCAGAACUACAAGUCCUACAUGAUAUCGCAAGUCUGCUGUCUCGACACAAGCAUUUAGCCAAGGAUCGCUCUCCAGACCUGUAUUCUCUGGAACUGGCUGGUUUGGAAGAGAUUGGAAAACGAUAUGGGGAAGACUCUCAGCAGUUCAAGGAUGCUUCUCAAAUUCUUGUAGACUCUUUGCAAAAGUUUGCAGAUGAAAUGUUUAAUCUGUAUGGAGGGAAUGCGGUAGUAGAAGUGGUGGCUGUAAAAGCCUUUAAUUCUCCCCUCACAAGGAAGUCUCGCUCCAUUCUCCAGUCUUCACAGAGUGAAACAGAAACUCCGUAUAACCUUGCCUAUCCGUAUAACUACGAUUACUCUGUGAUCUUCAACAUUAUUCUGUGGAUGAUGAUAGGUCUUGCUUUGGCUGUGAUAGUUAUCUCCUACAACCUGUGGAACAUGGAUCCUGGGUACGAUAGCAUUAUUUAUAGGAUGACGAAUCAGAAGAUAAGAAUGGAUUGAACUACAUUGUAUUUCAGCGCAAGGAGUUGAUGAAGAGUAAGGUCUUAUUUAAACUGUGUGGAAAACAAGUAUUCUGACAUGGUUAAUUGUGGAAAUUUUUUUAAAGGUGUAUUUAUUUCUAAGGGUUUUUUCCCCUUUCAGGCUUAUGUUAAAUGUUAGUAGUAGCAACAGAUGGGAUUUAGAAAUUUAAAUCUGCUUGUUUGAAAAAAAAAAAACCCCAACCAACAAUCCCCAACCUACUUGUUAUUAAAGUAACAUCAUUCCAUCUUUUUUGUCAUGUAACAUGAGUUUUUGAAAUGCCCUGUGCUGCUUGUGACUGUGUGCAAAACAGAUCAAUUGAAAUUAUGAUAGAAACAUGUUGUUUGAAACUUUUACACCGGAAGAUUAGAAAUUAUAACUAAAUUGUUGUGUUGUGUAUUAUGAACCAGUUGUAAAUGUUUGAUGUAAAUAUUUAUAAUGCCUGUAUGUAUCUUCUGAGAGGAUAGUAAUUCUUCUUCUUCACUCAAAUACUAAAUAUAGAAACAUUUCUAAAAGACUAUGAUUCUAGUGGCACAAAUGGCAUUUUGGUCUCACAUUGAUGGCUCAGAUGGAAACUGUAGGCAGAAGGAUUCUUUACCUACAACUUCAGUGAUUUGGAGGUAAUAACACAAGUGUGGCUGGUCUGUACCAUGGAGAGACUAUAAAUACUGAAGUAGCACCAGUCUGAUCAUGGUCUAAGGUCACCUGCAGUUGAAAGUUCCUACUAUGCUUCAUAUAUUCCUUCCAUUGUGUUGAUGUUGUUAUACAAACGCCUAAAUCAGUUCUUUUUGAUUCUAAGAGUGGACCAACACUUGAUUUAAAUAUACCUGGUUUAUAGUCCUGCUUCAAUCAUGCAAUAAAACAAAGAAAAGUUGUUCUGGAA